Molecule: messenger RNA, 972 nt
Organism: Penicillium malachiteum
Lineage: Eukaryota; Fungi; Ascomycota; Eurotiomycetes; Eurotiales; Aspergillaceae
Product: hydroxymethylbilane synthase
Exons: 3
Coding region: 1-972 (323 amino acids)
Biological process (GO): heme biosynthetic process
Cellular component (GO): cytoplasm
Molecular function (GO): hydroxymethylbilane synthase activity
Source: RefSeq, a predicted model, not a curated record
AUGGCCACCUCCACCCCCGCUACAAAGACAUUCACUAUUGGCACGCGCAAGUCGAAACUUGCUCUGUUGCAAACAGAUUUAGUGCAGGCGGCACUCAAGGAAGCAUACCCCGAGUAUGAAUUCAAGGUCUUUUCCAAGGAGACAGCCGGUGAUCUCAACACCACCAUUGCCCUGAAGGACUUCACCUCCAAGAAUCUAUGGACAGAAGAGCUGGAAGAACUGAUGAUUGCGGGACAAGUUGACUUUAUUGUCCACUCUCUUAAAGAUGUCCCCACCCUCCUUCCUGAUACCUGCACGUUGGGCCCAAUGAUGCCCCGCGAAGAUAGCAGAGAUGUCUUUGUUCGGAGCUCCCCCGCUGGCUCCGUUGUCGGCACGUCUUCUAUUCGCCGAACAGCCCAAUUGGCUCGCAAAUACCCUCACUUGAAGGUCCAGGAUAUUCGUGGCAAUAUUGGAACCCGUCUGGCAAAAUUGGAUGCCGAGGAUAGUCCUUACACAUGUGCUAUUCUUGCUGCAGCUGGUUUGCUGCGCUUGGAUCUGCAGGAUCGCAUUACUCAAUACCUUGACUCAAAGAACAGUGGAAUGCUGUAUGCUGUUGGCCAGGGUGCUCUGGGAAUUGAAAUUCGCAAGAAGGAUACCUUGUUGCAGGAAAUGCUGAGCAAGAUCGGUCACCAGGAGACAACCUAUGCUUGUCUGGCUGAGCGGAGUCUUCUGCGUACUCUGGAAGGAGGCUGCAGUGCUCCCCUGGGAGUUGAAACUGAGUGGGUUUCAGGUAAAUUGCGGAUGCGCUCUGUCGUUGUCAGUGUCGAUGGAAAGCAGUGCGCCCAGGUCGAGGUUGAUGGUGAGGUGGAUUCGGCUGAAGCUGCUGAAGCCUUUGGUGUCACAGUAGCCGAAGCCCUGGUGGCCGAUGGUGCUGGCGCCAUUCUUGAGGAAAUCCAGCUGAGCAAGCAGGUCAAAGCGAGCUUUGCUGCUUAA